Messenger RNA from Haliotis rufescens (red abalone), 1770 nucleotides. RefSeq lists its product as uncharacterized. NCBI's taxonomy places the organism in Eukaryota, Metazoa, Mollusca, Gastropoda, Lepetellida, Haliotidae. Bases 1 to 792 code for a protein of 263 amino acids. The record is from RefSeq and is a predicted model, not a curated record. The transcript is spliced from 4 exons.
AUGGGUAUAGAUUGGAGAAUCCUGGUGUCUGUAUUAUUUUGGGCCUUACUCUUCAAGUUUUCGAGACCAGAAACUAAUCUGGCCUUGACCAGGCCCUCCUCUGCAAGUUCCUCGUACUCCACCAAUGGUGCACAGGCCGGAAAUGAUGGAAAUACUGACGGAUCAUUUCCAAGCGGCAGCUGUUUUGCCUCUGCGGACCGGGACAGCGAUCCCUGGUGGCAAGUUGAUUUGCAGGCUACCUUCAUGGUGAAGAGGAUCGAAAUCACAAACAGACAGGAUUGUUGUGCUGAGAGAAUCCACCAUAUUUCUCUGGUGCUUUUCGACCAAAACCCAUCUGUGGAAUCAUUGACCCCCUCCAAACCCUGCUACUUCAUCUUGGGGACGGACCCGGCGCCAACAGUGACCGUAACAUGUACAAGGCCUGUGAAUGGCCGAUAUCUCCGUCUCACCAAAACGCAACAGCUAAAUAUCUACGAUUUGCUACAAUUCUGCGAAGUGAAAGUGUACGGAGAGUUAACAUAUGACAAUAGUUUGUGUACCUCAUUUCAGCAAACGCGAGGAGCUCGCUACGAUGCUGCCUCUAUCCUGACUCAAGGACCAGAAGUGGACAGUUCGGCAGCCUGCGCCUCAACCUGUGAACGUGUUCGGGCCUGCACAGGCUUCAACAUCCGGUACAAACCGGAAGUUACGUGCGAGCUAGUCCAGGAUUCAAAUCCGACUUCUCUUGAUGUGGACGCUGCUUGGGACUUCUAUUUGUACAAAUCCUGCUGGAAACCUUGUGUCAUUAGUUAGACUGGGAAGACUGAGGGAGGGGGCGUGGAGGCGCCUUGGAUUUUGUAUACCAGGUAUUUUUUUAGGACUCAUUGGCUUGUUAUGUGUUUCGUGUUUGUUGUUUAACGCCGCACUCAGCCCGUAAGUAAUCGAGACAAACCAGUGAUUGAUGUCAUGAGCGACGAUCCACGCCGUCGGGGUACGAUGACGCGCAAUGAACCAAGUCACCGAGCCUGACCCCCCGAUCUGUUAAGUCGGUGAGACUUAAGACAAACAUAACCAAGAAUCCCAACAGGACAACCCAAAGGAGCUCACUAUUUUUUAUUAAUUUGUUGAAAUAUGUGAACUGGCAUUUUGCAUAGUUGCUCGUGAAGUCAACCACACGUUUGCCUUGCACAACAGGCAAUCACUCCUUAAGUACAACUUAAUGUUUACCCAGUGGGUAAUACCAUAGUUAUUGCCAAUGUCAGGGACUGUCCAUUUGAUAUUUUGGGGGAUUUAUUCUGGAUAUUAGAUAUGUUUUCAGUUACAGUUGCAAAACAAGAUAUUUUUUCAUUAAAACUAUGAGUCUAAAGAAAAACAUCUUGCCCCAAUGUCAUUAUUGUUUCAGACAAGUUCCUUUUUCGUAAUCUGAAGCAUAAUUAUUUUCUUCAAGAAUUUGCAGGAACAAGUAAUGUUUUUCGAUAAAAUCCAAGAUACCCCCCGAGAUUAUCAAAUGGUCGGCCCCUAACUAUGCGGCGCUAUAGCCAGGUGGAUAUAGCGUUUGCCCUUCCCGCCGAAGGCACCUGUUCAAUUCCCCAUACAAUGUGUGUCCGCCGUUAUAUUGCUAAAAAUAUUGCUAAAAGCGGCGUUGAACCCAACUCUCUCCUUCACUCAAUAUGCCAAUGCACCCGUGAAGAUCCGGGGUAGAAUAGGUCUUCAGCAACCCAUGCUUGCCGUUACAGGCGACUAUGCUUGUCGUGAGAGGCGACUAACCGGAUCUGGUGGUCAGGCUUGCUG